CCAAAAACCUCCCUCUCCUCUCCUCUCCUGUCGGCAUAAAUAGACCCCCGCCGGCCUCGCCUCCCUCGUCUCGUUCUCCUUCCCCCGUGCCCCGCCCCUCGAUCCGGACUCUCUGCUGCCGCCAUGGCGUCGUCGCCGCCGCCGUCUCCGAGCGCCGAGGGCGGCGCGGUGUGCUGCAUGUGCGGCGACCGGGGCCUCCCCGGCGAGCUGUUCCGCUGCAGGCGCUGCCGCGCGCGGCUGCAGCACCGGUACUGCAGCGACCUGUACCCGAGGGCGGCCGCGUACCGGCGCUGCAACUGGUGCCUGCGGGAGCCGGCGUCCGACCACGGCGGGCGACCGGCCCACGCCGCGGCGGCGGUGCCUAAUAGCAGGCCAGAGGAGAAACGGAAGACGGCGCCAGUGCCGGCGUCGGCGUCAGAUGAGGAGCGGCAGCGGCAGCGCCACGAGGGGUGCUCGUCGAGGAGGCCGCCCGCGGAGCCCAGCCGCCCGGUGAAGAAGAAGCACAAGGCCCAGGAGAAGGUGCCGCCGACGGCGCAGCCGAAGGAGAUUAUUACUAGUGACGCCAGCGGCAGCAAGGAGGUGAUGCGGGCGGGGAAGACGCGGGUGAGCAGGGUGAGGGUGCGCCGGUACAAGCUCCUGGCGGAGGUCAUCAGCUGCUAGUAGCUAGCUACAGUAAUUAUCCAGGAAUUAGAGGAGCCACCACCACUAUAGUAUGGCCUAUAUAUGGCGCAGGAUGGCACCACGGACCGGUCGAGAUGGAUCGCUAAUGCAAGAGCCAAUGUACAUAGACUGAGUGUGUGAAUAAGUAUCGAUCCUAGCUACUGUAUAUAUCUAUCCUGAA
This is a messenger RNA of Panicum hallii, 841 nucleotides long. RefSeq lists its product as uncharacterized. NCBI's taxonomy places the organism in Eukaryota, Viridiplantae, Streptophyta, Magnoliopsida, Poales, Poaceae. The record is from RefSeq and is a predicted model, not a curated record. The transcript has a single exon. The coding region runs from base 124 to 660 and encodes 178 amino acids.